Molecule: messenger RNA, 522 nt
Organism: Bemisia tabaci
Lineage: Eukaryota; Metazoa; Arthropoda; Insecta; Hemiptera; Aleyrodidae
Source: RefSeq, a predicted model, not a curated record
AUGACUCAUUGCAGCAAAGUGAAAUAUAUUUUCAAAGCGGAUGAUGAUGCAUUUUAUAAUAUUCCAAGGAUACUUGAUAUUGCCGAAUUGUGGAGUGAUCAAAAGAGAACGAUCAUCGGAGAAGUAUGCAGAUUUGGUCCUUCGAGGAAUAAGGAAGAAAGGCACUACGUUUCACCUGAAGUUUACAAUUUAUCAUUUUACCCUGCCUAUCCGUUAGGACACUCUGGUUAUUUCGUAACCACUGACAUCGUGAAGGAAUUGCUUGAACGAGGCCUUAGAACCGCAUAUCUGAAUAUAGACGAUACCUUUUACGCCGGAUUCAUUGCCUCUGCUAUUGGCGCCACGAAAGCAUUUCACGAGCGCAGUUUCAAGUGGCACAAUCACACUUACUGGGCCGGACCUGAAGACAAAAACAAGUGUGGUAUUCAGGACAAUCUUGGUGUUUGGGCACCCGAAACAAAUCGAAAGGUAUUCUUGUGGAAUAUGACUCAAACAGGCCGACUGCCAUGCACUGGUGGCUAG